AAUAUAGAAUAUGCAUAUAAAAUUAAAUGAAUGAAAUUGCAAAGUGCAUCAGUCGUCUAAUUCAGGGAGUUUCCUUUUAAUGACAUAGUGGGUAGUAGGGCUACUGUAAAUUGUGCUAUUACUUCGUUGAAUUUCACUUAUAGUAAGCCCUGGCUAAUAUCAGCCCUGUUCGCUUGGACAGUGCAAUUUCUGUCGCGCCCGAAUUCAAUUUCAAUAAGAAUUAAAAAUGUUUGAAACCGAAGAUAUGUUACCGCGCGCGGCUCCCAGGCCAAGUGCACCCAUACCAUUGGGUCAUGCUGACGAGAUAGUUAAGCCGACUGUGCCUGAAGUUUCAAUAUUGUUUGGGCAACCGCCUCAGCAACAAGCUCAACUUCAACAACAACAGCAGCAAGCUCAGUUACAACAACGUCCUGCAAGUACUUUCGCUUCAUGGAAGAAGCAAGUAUUGCCUCGUGUCAAUUUUUCCCCAGUGCUGACAACAGAAUUAGGCCCAGCCACUCCCCCUGCCGCUUCUGCAGUAGCAAUCAGUGGAGUUGUUGGAGGAAAUGAAUAUAAUUUUCUACCGCGCAGUCGCGCCUUCGAUGCGGAGCCUGUAGUUGGCAAUCUGAAUCGAGGAUAUGUUGCGUCUGUUCCCUCACAUUAUCCACGCGAAACAUAUGCCACAGAUGAGGUGGUGCCCUCCCCUCGCUUGUCUAAUUCCAAUGCAACUGCUACGGAUGUGCUCACAAUUUGUGCCAGCACCCAAACAGAAACAGACACUAUAUCAGCUGUCAAUGAGUAUAGACCGGAGCCUAGCAAUUUAUUAGAGAAGAAAGACAUUAGAGAAGUGCUCACACUAUUGGAAACUAUGCGCCAGGAACAACAGCAAUUAAGACGCCUCUGUGAAUCCCUCGCUCAGCAGCAACAGCAACAGCUGCAACAGAAACUGCCGAGCGAGAAGACUUUCAAAGAAACUGCGUCGCAGUGUGCGCUCCUUGGUUCAGCUAAAAGUAAUGUUGGUAUGGUUAAACGCACUACGCCAAUUGUUCACGAUUAUAUUGUUGAAGAGGAGGAGCUGCCAGCUAGAGCAUUGCCGCAAUUUCAAUCGCCACGAGGUCCACCUCCAAUAGCUCAAUCCACGGGAUAUCGUAGCAAUACGCCACAGGGUAAACAAUCGCCAGCGUUGCCCGUCAAAUCGAAUACGGACAAAACUUUGGUCAUGAACGAGUUGGCUCUGAAGUAUUUGCCGCAACGUCAAAUCAAUGAAUUGAUGGAAGAUUUGCAUGUGUCACCAAAGACAGGCAACGAUGUCGUGUCAACUGGAACCCCAUUACGUCCCAUUGACAAUUUCACCCAGAGUCCGAGUAAUAUGUCAAAUGCUUCCUAUAAAUAUCUCAAGAAAUAUCGGCUGCUGCCCGAAGAACAAAUGGGCUACGAUCAUCAUCAACGUUUAUCAUCGCCGCAGGCAAGGAGCCAGGAGCCCAUGCUGGACUUGGACAACAUACGCAACCAGCCAAAGCUAUUGUAAAACAUCGAGUUUUUCUUUAUUAUAAUAUAUAUAUUGUAU
This is a messenger RNA of Drosophila hydei, 1546 nucleotides long. RefSeq names its product E1A-binding protein p400 (gene ana2). The record is from RefSeq and is a predicted model, not a curated record. The transcript has 2 exons. Bases 227 to 1507 code for a protein of 426 amino acids. Lineage: Eukaryota; Metazoa; Arthropoda; Insecta; Diptera; Drosophilidae.